Molecule: messenger RNA, 6163 nt
Organism: Ictalurus furcatus (blue catfish)
Lineage: Eukaryota; Metazoa; Chordata; Actinopteri; Siluriformes; Ictaluridae
Gene: ctbp2a
Product: C-terminal binding protein 2a
Exons: 10
Coding region: 1598-4879 (1093 amino acids)
Molecular function (GO): NAD binding; oxidoreductase activity, acting on the CH-OH group of donors, NAD or NADP as acceptor; transcription corepressor activity
Source: RefSeq, a predicted model, not a curated record
UCGGUGAGGCUGAACAUCCCAGGAGUUAGUGUACUAAUAUUUGUUUUUAGUGCUCAUGCACAUAAUUUUCCCAUUUGUGAAUGCUGACUGCUCUUUCAAGGUUCUGAGUAAUCUUAUCUAAUUGUGUAAUCGUACUCCUUAUGCACAGUCUUUUCCUUUGUAUUUGGGUACAUUAUGUCACAGCAGCUUUGUUCAUACAAUGUAAAUGUGCACAAAAAUAACUAGAGGACUACAGUUUGGUUUAAAAAAUGGCAGCAUAAAUGUGUCAUGACAAUGGACACACCUAGACAUGUGCAUGAUCAAUAAUGAUGCACAAUGAAACUAAUUUUAUACUUUGGCUUAAAAAAAAAAAAAAAAAAAUCAAAUCCUUUGCUUGCUCCUUCUAUUUUUCCCCCCAUACAAAUGUCUGAAUAGAUUUGUAGUAGGAUUGCGUUUAUUUAUUUGAGUUAGUCAAUUAUGUAUGAACAAUGAACAUUUCAGUAAGAUAUAUUAGUCUUUGAUGAACAGAGUUUUUGUGUCAAGGCACUGAUAUAAAGGGCAUUGGGUACAAUAGCUGUACUUUAACACUUUAUUUUUAUCUUUAGUAAUUUCAAAGAAUAUGAAUUUAUUAUAUUUGCAAUUUUUUUUUUCAUGUCAGAUGUGCUUUAACAGUGGUUUAAAUGUGCUGUAUUUGUGUCACACAGAUGCAGUUGUAGUGUCAGGUCGGCUCUUUGCACUUGUUACUGAGCGUACAGUGCUUGACUAGUUGCCGGAUUACUGUUCAGUCAGGAUUUGAUCUUUCUGAGGGAGCUGUGCGACUUAACACUGAUGCAUUAGGUUUGUAUUAAUUCCACCAGAGAGCUUCUUUGUCCAGCCCUGUGGGGUUCUGAGAAAGCCAUGCUUUUUAAUGACCACUGGACAGAGACUCAGCAACAUCACAGAGUUUGUCAAUUAUCUGCAACAGGUAGGUGUGUUGUAUCGUACAGGGUGACAUCAUCAUCAUUGUCAUAAAUGUAUUUAAUCUGUCUGUAAGUAAGACUUGUAUAAUGAAUUAGUAUGUAUUUAUGUGUAUGUGCUAUUGCUGCAGUGGAUUUAACCGGGCUUCAUUUAGUCUUUAAUCCCUCAUAGCACUCAGAGCGAGUAAAAUGUCUCGGAGUAGAAGCAGAUCAGCUCUCCUGGAUUAACAAAAGCCCCUGCCUACUAUGCACCACCCCUCCUUUGGUAAAGAAAAAAUCUCAUCACUGUGUUCUCAUCAGUUCAUGGUUGUUGUUUUGCAUUUUCACAAUGGAGUAGCAAGGUUGCCUUCGCCUACAGCCGGUGUGUGUGAGAGAGCAUUUGGUAUCUUCUUUCCCUUUUGUAUUGCCAACAGCAGUACGAACUGGAUUAAUUAUUCAGCUGUCACCUACCAAGAGGAGCUAUCUAAAAGCAAAACUCUAAAAGAGAGGAAAGACAGAAAUUACAGCUGGAACUCGUAUGAAAAAGGAUAUUCCUGCAGCAUCUUUUUUUUUUUUUUUUUAAAUCCUCCACUCUUUAAAUUACAUAACAGAAAAACUGAAGCGAGCACAAGAGAACAUCCUCUCUGCACAUUUUUUUCUUCGAGAGGACUGUCUAGGUGCUAAUGUUGGUCUCUAGCAAGCAGUUGCCGAUUGGCCGUUCCCAAAGCUGGGACGUGCUGGGUGGGAAUGGAAGUACUUGGGAAUGCAGUGAGAACAUGUAUGAGCAGCAGACAAGGACAACUGAGCAACGGAACUCCUUUGGAGGGGAUGCGGGUGGUUGGAAUGAACCCCUCACUGGUGUGCGUCCAUCUGACAUGGAUACAAAACGGGAGCCCUAUCAUUACCAGGUGUCACUUUAUAAUCAAAAUUAUGAUCGACCUGAUUGCCGCAGCAUGAGGAAGAGUUCUGUUCCAGAGCUGAACAGUCAUUAUGACCGUUCACCCAUGGUCCAUCGUGGUUCUCUAACUCCACUGGAUCCUUGCCAGCAAAAUCCUGUAAUGUUUUCCAGGCAACCUGAUGACUUCUAUCGUGGAGAACAAAUGCCCCUUAACCGGUCAGCUUCUCAUUAUGUUAUGAUGGGAGGGACUCAACCACUUUGGAACCAGAACCAGUCUGGGAGGUCUAGUGCGCCUACCCCCACUCCAGCACCACCUCCUCCACCCCAUACCGCUCACGAAAUGACCCGUAUUUACCGGGAGCCAUGCCUUCCUAGCCCUCUACCUGCCACACCUGUAGCCAAAAUGAUCUCAGGAGGCCAGCACAUACCAAGCCGUGCACCAUCUCCUGCUUGCUAUGCCACUGAGGCAACUACUCCUUGCUAUGGGGCUGAGGCACCCUCCUCUCUUCCUGGAUGCUCACUGUAUAGUGAUCUUAAUGGGAGACCAGUGGAUCCAAGUCAGCCUGCAGCCACCUGCCUGGUUAUCGAUCCAUCUUCUCAAGGUAUGGUUAUGCGGCAGAAAAGCCCUUCACCAUAUGUUAUACGACAGCAGCAACAGGCCCAACAGCAAAAACAGGAUCCAGGUCAGCAGCAAAUGCAACAAGUUCAGUCAUUCCACCAGUCACAGCAGGUUCAGCCAGUACUGCAAGGGCAGCCAGUUCAACAACCACAGCAAAUGCAACCAAUCCAGCAAGUGCAGCAAAUGCCACUUGUGCAACAAACCCAGCCUGCACAAUCUGUUCAGCAGGGACAACCUGUGGCACCACCAAAUCCUGUGUAUGACCCUAACCAUCCCUUGCCAGUUCCUGCCCCAGAGACUACUUCAGUCACUGCUGCUAUCUCUGCUCAGGGUCCUCCUCAGCUCCCUACUCUACCUGCUCCUCCUCCUACAACACCUCAAAAUUCACUGGCUCCUGUGGACCCCAAGAAGGUUGCUGACCCAGAAUUUCUGGCAUUUUUGCGCAACGAAGGUUUGUCUGAGAGCACUAUAACCUCUCUGCUACAGCAGGGCUUUGAUUCCACUGCAAUGUUAGCUGUUAUGGAACAGAAUGAUGUUCACUCUGUUGCACCCAACUUGGGGCAGGCACGUGUUCUCUCUCGUGUGGCAGUCAGUUGCAGACGUCCUAUGGACAUGCCUCAGCACCAGACUGCUCCAGUCCGAGGACGAUCCAACAGUUUCAGCCAUUGCAGUGACAUAUACAUACACCAGCAACCAAAAACGACUCCAAGCAUGGACUCUCAGUAUAUGCAGCCACCACUGACCCAAGUCCAGACCAUCUUCCCCAGGAUGGCUGAAGUCAUGGGCCGCAGACCUAGUAGUGCUCCCUCCCAGCAGCUUCUAGAGGCUAGUGGAUACCCUAUAAUAAGAACACCAGGGUCUUUCAGUAGUGCAGUGCUGCCUGUUCAACCUCGUUCACUGUCUGCUUACACAUCACACAUACCUGGAGCGCAACCACAAAUCCUUGGUUUGCAACAGCAAAUGCCAACUCCUAUCCAUGGCAUGCCACAACAAACACCACAGUCAACAACCAUGACCAGUCUGCCACCACAGCACGCCCCCAAAGCAUAUUCCACCAGCUACACUGUGCCCAUGGAACUGAUGAAAAGGGAUAGAAGCCUGGCCACAAUGUCUACCCUGUCUAAUCCACAACCAAGCCCCCAUAUAAUGCGAAAGACUGGGGCAGCACCUCAUGAGAGUGCCCUGUUGCCUGUAGGUGCUGCUAUACAGACUCCUUGGCUUGCCAAUCAGAAGCUCUCACGACGCACUGGACCCCCGGUUAUUGUAUCCACCAUGGCAUCGCCUGACACAAGUAUAAGGCCGCAAAUCAUGAAUGGACCGAUGCAUCCUCGGCCGCUGGUCGCUCUGCUGGAUGGACGGGAUUGUACAGUGGAGAUGCCCAUCCUCAAAGAUCUGGCAACCGUGGCCUUCUGUGAUGCCCAGUCCACACAGGAGAUCCAUGAGAAGGUACUAAAUGAGGCAGUGGGAGCAAUGAUGUACCACACCAUCACACUCACCAGAGAGGACCUGGAGAAGUUUAAAGCCUUACGCAUCAUCAUCCGCGUUGGCAGCGGCUAUGAUAACGUUGACAUAAAAGCUGCUGGAGAAAUGGGCAUUGCAGUGUGUAAUAUCCCAUCUGCAGCUGUAGAGGAGACUGCAGACUCUACCCUCUGUCACAUCCUGAACCUGUACCGGAGGAACACCUGGCUGUACCAGGCUCUCCGGGAGGGCUCGCGGUUCCAAAGCAUAGAGCAGAUCAGGGAGCUGGCGUCAGGAGCAGCUCGCAUACGGGGAGAGACCCUCGGACUCAUAGGUUUUGGCCGAACAGGUCAGGCGGUAGCAGUUCGGGCAAAAGCAUUUGGCUUCAACGUGAUAUUUUACGACCCGUAUCUGCAGGACGGUUUAGAACGAUCACUGGGUGUUCAGAGAGUGUACACCCUUCAGGACCUGCUGUACCAAAGUGACUGUGUCUCUCUGCAUUGCAAUCUGAAUGAACAUAACCACCACUUGAUCAAUGACUUUACCAUCAAACAGAUGCGUCAGGGUGCAUUCCUGGUGAACUGUGCUCGUGGUGGUCUGGUGGAUGAGAAAGCUCUGGCUCAGGCCCUGAAGGAAGGAAGAAUCAGGGGAGCUGCUCUGGAUGUGCACGAGUCUGAACCAUUCAGUUUUACCCAAGGUCCACUGAAAGAUGCUCCCAAUCUUAUCUGCACACCUCACACAGCCUGGUAUAGUGAGCAGGCCUCGCUGGAGAUGCGAGAAGCAGCUGCCACUGAGAUAAGAAGGGCUAUCACAGGUCGUAUUCCAGACAGCCUUAGAAACUGUGUCAACAAAGAGUACUUUAUUGCCACUGCGCCAUGGGGAGCAGUGGAGCAGCAGGUGCAUCCAGAGCUCAACGGUGGUGCAUAUAGAGUGGCCCAACCAUUACCAGCCAUAUCUCCUGGUGGCCUGCAAGACAAAAUGUAUACCUAAAUGCAAACAGACAUGCCCAGGGUCCAGUGGGGAUGACUUGUGGAGAACCAGAGGAGGGCACAAAGCCAGGUGGGGGUUCCAGUGCCCAUGCCCUCUCCCUGCCACCAGGCCCCCAGCCCAACUGUACCCCCUGCCUGAACCAAUCCCACACACAUGAGCACAGAGAACACACAUCUGAGGUGUAACCAAACGCAGGGAGGCGUGCUACUGAACAACUCACAGCACAGUUCAUAUAGCGAGUUCACUUCAAACCAGGGACAAGAAGAAGUAAAUUAACUAGGAGCUACAGCGAACUGCAGUGGGAACAGCUCAAAUAUGCAGUGUGGAGGUGUCCUUUUGCUCUUGUCUUGUCAUGGGAUUUUAGUUUUUCUUGGAUUUAGUUAUUUUUGUUCCAGAUGUUUUCCCUCCACAUGUAUGCUUUAACUUACUUGUCUUCUUGGGACCAUGCAUAUGGCCAGGUGGGCAGGAUUUCUAGUCCACUCACUGAGUUCUCAAAGGAAGUUCGGCAUCACUCACCCCUUCUGCAAAACACAAAACACUCAUAGAUGCAUUUAGUCUGUUAACCUGUGUUUCUUUCUAUUUCCUUAUAAGUGAUUAAUUAUAUUGGUAGAUAGUGUAUUUGUCAAAAGGUGAAGACAAAAGGUUUAACUAUUCAUAACCUCAGUGUGACCCCUUUUCUUAACUUGGCCUUGUAACCUUAUUAAAUAGACACAACCACAUGAGUCUAACAACCACCAGCCCUAAUGUUCAGGCAUUUUUGUAUUCAUUUACCCAGAAGUGUUUAAGCAACUUGGGCAUGUCAGAUUUAUUGAGUUCAGUGAGAGAAUUAAAAUUUUUUGUCUGAUACUAAGACUAUGAAUGGCAGCUCACAGUGAAACGGUCAGGAGCCGUGUGCCAACCUGCUCAGGAAACACUUUUCUUUUUUGAUGUCUGAGUUCCAUAAAACAAGAUCACAUGUCUGGUUAUUCUACCAUCUACUUUUCCUCACACUGCUCUCUUGCUGAUAUUUUUAUAGAUGUAAAAUAGAAAAUAUUUUGAUGUUGCUGUUAGAUUUGUAUUGCCAUAGUAUGCAAAAUGUUUUUUGUUUUUGUUUGCCUUGUGAAUGUUAUGAUACCACCUGUAGUCCAUUUUGUUGUUACUGAAAUGUGUGUUCUUCAGCCCACUUUGCCAGUAUAUGUAUAUUAGGACAGUGGACUAUGUUUUUAUUGUGUUUGUUUCUUGUACCAAGCAUCAAUGACAGUACAAAUAAAAAAAAUUUAAAAAUAAUAAAAAUCAUCAAAAUAC